CAAUGAUAAACGACGAUGUCCGGCCGGCCCCAUCAACCACCUCGAAACUUUGGCCUCCUCCAAUGCUACCCGUUAAUGCACUCCUACUUUCCUUUGUGCUGGUUGGCUUCGCGAACGGCGAACUGUACCAACGCGCCCUGAACCUCACGGCUCAAGAAUCCAGUCUCAAAUUUGACAUACCCAACCUCAUCCGCCCUCAGAGCAACACCACGUCGCUCUCUUCUGUACCUUCUCCAUGCAUGAAGCACACAGGCAGUGGAAAGGAAUGCACGGCUUCCAUGGAUGCAGUCAACGUCACCUUUGCUGAUUGUGGCUCGCCAUAUACUAUAUGCCGGUGCAGCAGUGCCACGUUGGGCGAUGCAACCGAUGCGCUGACUCGUGUUCCUGUCGGUAUUCGAAGAUAUAUUGGGACAGUAAUGGUCAUGCCGGGAAGCAGCGCUCAUGCGUAUACGUACACGAACAACGUGGAGAUACACUUCUUCGGAGUGUGUAGUCAGCGAACAUGGAUACACGAAUCUACACACGCGGCCUCCGGAGCGCUGAGGAUCAAUGCAGCCACCGGGAACGGAUCGUGGGAGGAAGCAGUAUCCAAGGAUACUUGUGUCCCUGAUACCUAUGCGAAGACUGAUCUGUCAGAGGAUCUUACGCAGAUGAGCGUGCUAAAGGUGUAUUCACUGCUUAACAACAACACGCUUCCUCCGGGAUUCACCAUCGACUGCUUGUCGAAUCAAUGGGCCUUUUCGGAUGGGCUUCCUCUCUACAAUCCGGAAACGCUGCUCGGAAGUUCGUGCUCGUUUGAGCCAGAUAACGCCGAAGCCAGCCAUAACAUUGCCCCUGCUACAACGGUUGACGUCAAUAGCAUCUAGUCCAGCUUCCAUCACCCCGUCGAGCAACGCUUCAAGGACUUUUCACGAUACCCCAG
Molecule: messenger RNA, 922 nt
Organism: Guyanagaster necrorhizus
Lineage: Eukaryota; Fungi; Basidiomycota; Agaricomycetes; Agaricales; Physalacriaceae
Exons: 5
Source: RefSeq, a predicted model, not a curated record